Egretta garzetta (little egret) is the source of this 750-nucleotide messenger RNA. It is a transcript of the gene RNF175, whose product is annotated as ring finger protein 175. The record is from RefSeq and is a predicted model, not a curated record. The transcript is spliced from 7 exons. Gene Ontology annotation, cellular component: endoplasmic reticulum membrane; Golgi membrane. Lineage: Eukaryota; Metazoa; Chordata; Aves; Pelecaniformes; Ardeidae. Gene Ontology annotation, molecular function: ubiquitin protein ligase activity; metal ion binding.
AUGGACCAGUUAGUCACACUGCUGCAGAUGUGGGUUGUUCCUCUUUGUCUCACCGUCUGAGUUUACUGGUGGAGAUCUCUGUCCCUGUGGGGAAUGCUCUCAUUUGCUACCAGUUACAUCACUUUCAGAGCAGCCUGCAAUCCUCUCUUGGGAAGAAGAUGGAUGGUCCUAAUCUAUAAACUGAAUUAUGCAAUUGGAAUUCUGGGUUAUCUAGCCAUAAUGUUUACCAUGUUUGGAUUUAAUUUAUUAUUCAGAAUCAAGUCUGAUGACUCCAUGCAUUUUGCUGUGACACUGCUUUUUUACGGACUGUACUAUGGACUGAUGGGAAGAGACUCUGCAGAGAUUUGUUCUGACUACAUGGCUUCCACCACUGGUUUUUGCAUCAUCAGUGGCAUGCCAACAAGAAAUUUGUCCAGUGACAUCUGAGCAAUCUGCGGGCAGAAAAUUUUUGUGGAUAUAAAUGAAGAAGGGAUCAUUGAAAAUACCUACCAGCUGUCCUGUAAUCAUGUGUUUCACGGAUCCCACAUCCGUGGUUGGUGCACUGUUGGCAAGAACCAGACUUGCCCAUACUGCCCUGAGAAAGUUGAUUUGAAGAGGAUGUGAAGUAACCCAUACCCUCUCCCUAAGAAGUGUGGGAAUGCACACGCAUUGUACGGACAACUUUUGGACUGGUUCUGCUAUCUGGUGGUUUGGCAACCAGUUGUUAUAGGCAUCGUCCAAGGCAUUAAUUACUCACUGGGUCUAGAGUAG